UGGCUCCUUCCCUGACCCCUUCUGGAAGGGUUGGGCCCGGGGACGAGUCCAGCCAAAGCCUCCGGCCAAUGGCUGGCCUUUCUUGGGCCAGGCUGAGCUGCGUCGAGGGAGGGGUAGCCGCUGCCAGACCCAGAUACUUGCUCCCCUGCUGAUCUCCAGCCCCUUGUCCUCCCCACUCAGCUCACUGCCCCAUCCUGCCCCUCAUUCAGCCAUGCCUGAGAAUGGGCUCGACUCUGCGUCCAGUCUGGCGGCUGCCGGAAUGCUCUUUGGCCCUCUUUCGGACUCAAUUCGGAAGCUGAGUGAGGGCUGAUAGCCGUCCGGCCUCUCCUUCAGGGACUCCACCCCAUCCCCCACUCCACUGCCAAUGCAGCAGCCCCCCCCCUGCCACCGCAAAGGCACGGGUUUUAGGCUUUCUUGGCUUGGGAACUGCAGAAUGGACGGUGUGGCUGGACCUUCAAACUGACACAGCGCUGCUGUUCCUGUUCUUCUUGCCAAGCGCAAUCAAGACACCAGCCGCCCGCCCUGCUUUCUGGCUGACCAUUCCUGCUGAAGCCUUUGCAGAGACGCCACACCAGGUAGAACCCAGGAACGCCGGCUUCGGCAUGUGGGCACAACUGUCUGCCGUUUUGGCCCUCCUUUGCCUGCUGCAGGUGCAGGCCGAGCUGCCCGUUCAGGCUGACUUCCAGCAAGAGCAGUUCACAGGCACCUGGUACAGCAUCGGCCUGGCCUCCAACUCCCGCUGGUUCAAAGAGAAAAGGCAGGUCAUCAAGAUGUGCACUACGGUGGUCUCGCCCACGGAAGACGGGAAUCUGGACAUUGCCUCCACCUACCCCAAGCUUGACCAGUGCGAGACCAAGAGGACCGUUUUCCUCCGGACGGAGGAGCCAGGCCGCUUCACUUACACCAGCCCUUGGUCAGGAAGCGCCCACAACAUCCGGGUGCUGGAGACCAACUACAACGAGUACGCGCUGCUGGGGGACACCAUCACCAAGGGGGCCGACACCUUCACCAUGGUCACCCUGUACGGGAGGCAGAAGCAGCUGCGGCCGGAGCUGCUGGCAAAGUUCACCCAGACAGCCUUGACCCAGGGCCUCGCCCAGGAAGACAUCCUCAUCUUGCCCCGGACUGAUCUCUGCAUGGGAGGAAGCGCGUAGGUGAGUGGCUUUCGUUCAGUAUCCAAGAAGUUACUCGCCUGGCUUCUGGCUCCCGCCUCCAAGGGAGGGAGGGGGAGGCAAGACCCCUUUCUCCCUGCAGUGCUGGAAUUCUCCCUGUGGCCUCCUUUCCCCUCCAGCCCAGCACCGACCCACCCCCGCCUGCCUCUCGCCUGAUAGCAGCCUUCCUCCUGCCCUGGAAAUAUUAAUAAUAGCAAUAAUAAAAGAAAAUGUAACACA
Molecule: messenger RNA, 1391 nt
Organism: Ahaetulla prasina
Lineage: Eukaryota; Metazoa; Chordata; Lepidosauria; Squamata; Colubridae
Product: lipocalin-like
Exons: 8
Coding region: 603-1154 (183 amino acids)
Molecular function (GO): small molecule binding
Source: RefSeq, a predicted model, not a curated record